AUGUCUCAUAAACGUUUCAAUCCGCUGACGGCUUCUUCAAGUGACGAAGAUGAAUUGGAGACUCCAAUCAGAGAAGUUGAAGACUCUUCAUCGGAUGAAGAAACUGAUUCCGAUUCCGACUCCGAACUCGGGAAGAAGGAUGAGGUUGUAACCGAAGUUUCUGCCUUAAACAAUCAAGAAUCCAAAAGUGUGAAAAUUUCUGAGAAAUCAGUGGCAAAGCGUUCUCGUGAAACACAUGAAGCACAAGCGUCUGCGGAUGUGAAGAAGGCCAAGAAGGUGAAGAAGAGGGGAGGAGGAGGAGGAGAAGAAGCUGAGACAAAGAAAGCUUAUUUCCAACGAGUUUGGACAGAUGACGAUGAGAUUGUAGUUUUAGAAGGUUUUAUCGAUUACAAAAACGAUAGUGGGUAA
Molecule: messenger RNA, 408 nt
Organism: Arabidopsis thaliana (thale cress)
Lineage: Eukaryota; Viridiplantae; Streptophyta; Magnoliopsida; Brassicales; Brassicaceae
Product: DNA-binding storekeeper protein-related transcriptional regulator
Exons: 1
Coding region: 1-408 (135 amino acids)
Source: RefSeq, marked reviewed